Messenger RNA from Melanotaenia boesemani (Boeseman's rainbowfish), 1483 nucleotides. RefSeq names its product collagen alpha-1(XI) chain. The record is from RefSeq and is a predicted model, not a curated record. The transcript is spliced from 24 exons. The coding region runs from base 1 to 1413 and encodes 470 amino acids. NCBI's taxonomy places the organism in Eukaryota, Metazoa, Chordata, Actinopteri, Atheriniformes, Melanotaeniidae.
AUGAAGCCAGCAGGGUCCAAUAUCCUGAGGACUGCAUUCUAUGGAUUUCAAGGCCAUUUUGGAAACAGGGGACAAGAUGGUGCUCUUGGAGCUCAGGGACCAGUGGGUACAAAUGGAACAGUUGGAGAUACAGGACCACUAGGACCAAAAGGAUUAUCUGGGAAAACAGGGUCUCCUGGCCUUCAAGGGUCUGUUGGGAAAAGUGGAGAACCUGGCCUCAGAGGAUUGAAGGGAACUCUAGGAAAGCCAGGAAACAGAGGGACUGCAGGUAAACAGGGUCCCAGGGGACUUACAGGGAGUAAAGGAUUAAAGGGUAAAAGAGGGGAGGAAGGGCCAAGAGGAAAGCUAGGUCCUACAGGUGAGAUGGGCCCGCCAGGACCAAAAGGAUACACAGGACCUCCUGGUAUUCAGGGCAACAUUGGACCGUGGGGUGAGGCUGGGCCACGUGGUGCUCCAGGUGACAAAGGGCCAGAAGGUCCUGCAGGCCCUGCUGGAGUUACAGGAUACCCUGGUAAAGAUGGAACUCAAGGACCAACUGGAUCAGCUGGUGUUAAAGGCGAUAAGGGAUCUAGAGGCUCUAGAGGGCAAACGGGAGAUGUCGGUCUCGAUGGUGAGGAGGGUCCAGUUGGUCUGGAAGGACUAAAGGGGCCUUUUGGCCAAAAAGGCAUAUCUGGUAAUAAGGGGAAAACUGGAUUUCCUGGACAGAAAGGAGCAAAUGGAGUUGAAGAUGAAAAAGGCAACCGAGGGCAGCAGGGACCAAAGGGGUCACCAGGGAAACAGGGAUACGGGGGACCUCCAGGAGAAAGGGGAGGACAGGGAGAUCCAGGGCCAAAAGGUGCACCAGGCACCAGGGGUUCAUCAGGAAAACCAGGACAGUUUGGACCUGUUGGCAGCACUGGGGUAUCAGGAGCUAAAGGCCAGAAAGGGCUACCAGGACACACUGGCCCUCCAGGUCAUAUAGGUCCCCCAGGACAAAUUGGACCAUCAUUUUCUGGUUUGCCAGGCAAGAAAGGUGAUGAGGGCAAAGCAGGAAUCCCUGGACCAAAGGGCAGUGAUGGUGAGAAAGGCGUUACUGGUCUACCAGGCAUUAACGGAGAAAUAGGCCUAAAAAGUCAAAAGGGUGCCAAGGGGGAACCUGGGAGACAAGGCAAAGUGGGAAAAGUGGGAAAGAUGGGGUCCAUUGGGUCUCCAGGUGCUAAAGGUCCUCUUGGACCUGCUGGUCCUCCAGGUCCCCCAGGAUUAAUUAAAGGCAUUCAGGGGCCGAAGGGGAAAAAAGGCCAGCGUGGAAGGAGGGGGACAAAAGGAACCGCUGGAAAAAAUGGAGUCAAAGGACAGCCAGGAAAGCCAGGACUUCCCGGACCAACUGGAAAACCAGCAAGGCCAGAGUGGUUUGGAUGGUUUGCUGGGAGUUGAGGGUAAUGAAGGGGAUCCGGGGGAUAUUGGUUUCAGAGGAGCUCAUGGAACACCAGGCAGACCAGGCAAG